Molecule: messenger RNA, 1302 nt
Organism: Terrapene triunguis (Three-toed box turtle)
Lineage: Eukaryota; Metazoa; Chordata; Testudines; Emydidae
Product: interferon-inducible GTPase 5-like
Exons: 1
Coding region: 1-1302 (433 amino acids)
Cellular component (GO): membrane
Molecular function (GO): GTP binding; GTPase activity
Source: RefSeq, a predicted model, not a curated record
AUGGCUGGGGUAGAUGCUAAAGAGCCUCCCAAGAUACCUGAAGGGGAUAUGGAAGUACUGAAGGCUGCUGUUGGGGAAGGAAACCUCAUCAAAGCAGCUGCUAAAGCGAAAGAGGCUCUGGAGAUGGUUGAUAAAAUCACUGUCAACAUCGCUGUCACGGGGCAGGCGGGCUCUGGAAUAUCGUCCUUUGUCAACGCCAUCCGGGGCCUGAAGGACAGAGAUAAAGGUGCUGCUGCAAUAGGGGUCACUGAAACAACAAUAGAGCCCACUCCUUACCGACACCCUGAAUAUCCAAAUGUAACAGUCUGGGAUCUGCCAGGGAUCGGGACCCCAGAUUUUAAAUCACACACGUACCUCGAGAAGAUGGAGUUCAGCCGCUACGACUUUUUCAUCAUCAUCUCCAACCCCCGCUUGACAUACCACGACAUUAGCCUCGCCCAGAAGAUCCAGAGACAGAGGAAGAAGUUUUACUUUGUGCGCUCCAAGGUGGACCAGGAUUUGACAAAUGAGAAUGAUUCCUGUGACAAGGAGGGAACCUUGAAGCAGAGCAAUGCUCCCGCGAACAAGCCACAUCAGUACUGUGAGAGUGAGAUCCUCAGUGCCAUCAGAGAGAACUACAUCAAGGGGCUGGAAGCAGGAGGGGUGGCCUCCUCACGGGUUUUUCUUGUAUCUAAAUGGUACUUGGGCAAGUACGAUUUUCCCAAAUUGCAGGAAACGCUAGUGGAUGAGCUCCCCAGUCACAAGAGACGCGCUGUUCUACGGUCCCUGUCCAACAUUGUUAAAGAAACUUUGGAGAAGAAAAAAGAACAACUGCAAGCACAGAUAUGGAUGAAAAGUCUGGUGUCAUGCGGAGUCGCUGCUGUUCCUAUCCCGGGUCUCUCCACUGUUUGUGAUGUUGCCAUGCUGGUGACGUCCCUGAAAGGGUUCUGCAGGGACUUCGGCCUUGAUGAAAAGUCUCUUGCUGUACUUGCUAGGCAGGCUAACAAGCCCAUUGCAGAGCUGAAGGCCAUUAUAAAGUCCCCAUUGAGCGAGGAAAUAACAAAAGAUCUUGUAAUUACGCUACUGACCAAGUGCGGUGCUGGGGCAGUGCAAUACUCAACAAUGUUAUUAAAAUUUAUACCCGUGGUAGGUGCUGUGGUAGGUUCUGUGGCAGCUGCAGCAGUUGCUCUCCCUACCACAAAGAUCAUGUUGCAGAAUUUCCUGGAUGCUGCUGCUGCUGACGCUGCCCGAGUUCUGGAGGUGGUUAUGGAGGAAGCCAUGUCAAACUUAGAGAAAAAGCACAAAAACACCCGCACCCCGUGA